Molecule: messenger RNA, 653 nt
Organism: Hibiscus syriacus
Lineage: Eukaryota; Viridiplantae; Streptophyta; Magnoliopsida; Malvales; Malvaceae
Product: basic leucine zipper 43-like
Exons: 1
Coding region: 35-580 (181 amino acids)
Biological process (GO): regulation of DNA-templated transcription
Molecular function (GO): DNA-binding transcription factor activity
Source: RefSeq, a predicted model, not a curated record
UCACCCUCAGACAUUAACCUCAGAACUUAGAACCAUGUUUCCUGGUGACCUCAUUGGGCUUCAUUACCUGGCACCAGAAAACCAAAUCCUGAUUCCAGACAACCUUAACACGAUCCAAAACACAAUCCCAGCUUUCUGUUUCGACAGAUUCUCAAACAGCCAAUCCAAUUCCCAACACACCCCAGCGGUUCAUGAGUUCGUUGCACAGUCCUUGUGUACUUCUACUUCAGAUGAAGCUGAAGAACAUCAGCCGAGCAUGAUCGUCGAUGUGCGGAAACAACGGAGGUUGAUAUCGAAUCGGGAAUCCGCUCGUCGGUCGAGGAUGCGGAAACAGAAGCACCUUGAUGAACUCUGGUCGCAGGUAAUUAGGCUUCGGAAUGAGAACCAGAAUCUCACAGGCAAAUUAAACCAUGUAUCAGAGUACCAUGACCAAGUUGUUCGAGAAAAUGCAAGGCUCAAGGAAGAAGCCUCCGAACUUCGUCGAAUGGCAAUCGAUAUAGCGAUCGGCAGCCCGGCCGCUUUCACUCGCAUUGACGGAGCUGGAAGAGGUUCCCUGCAACACUGCUUACCUGAGAGCUGAGACGUCAACAAACCAAUCCAUUGCUAACUCUGUAGAUUUGCUUCAUUGAGAUGCCAUAAAUAAACAAUCCCUA